This is a messenger RNA of Verruconis gallopava, 1974 nucleotides long. RefSeq lists its product as uncharacterized. Lineage: Eukaryota; Fungi; Ascomycota; Dothideomycetes; Venturiales; Sympoventuriaceae. The transcript is spliced from 3 exons. The coding region runs from base 1 to 1542 and encodes 513 amino acids. The record is from RefSeq and is a predicted model, not a curated record.
AUGGAAAUGGGUCAAAGCAAUUCAUUGUUGCGCCGUAGGCGUGCUUCCUUUUCUCCACAGAACAUCUCGCCCACAAGCAGAACACCGUCACCACAGGCGCCGCAGCUACAGGUGCCGCGGGCACCGAAGAGUUCCCAAGCGUGCACAGGACGGCAUACGCCGCCUGAGGUUCACAAGCCAGGUUUCGCGGACCUUCCGAAUGAAAUUCUGGACCGCAUUUUCAGCUUCCUGCAGCGACACGAGCUGAGCGCGUUCCUUUCGAAUCGCGGCACGUACGGCGCCGCAAUCCGAGCCAUCUGGGGUCACGUCGACCUGAGCCUUCCGUUGAAUGAGAUCUACUCCGUCUGCUGCAAGAACGAGCUGUCCCGCAGGAAGGAGAGAUUCGGCCACUGCGUCCGGGCAAGGGCGGAUGAGAGACUUGAAUACACAUAUCGUCUGACGAUCUUCGCAGAUCACAAAGACGAUAUACACGGUUUGAUUCCUGACCUUCUGGGAACAUGCACGAACUUGACGAAGUUAGAGGUGCUGACGUACGGCUCGGUGCAUCCCAAAGCUCUGCUGACGUUGCCGUGUACGGUUCGAUUCUUGACCACGGACCGGCCUGAUUUGUUUCGCAUGCCGCUACUAGGAGACGCUGGGCGACACCGCGCAACGAAGCCGCUGUACUCACGGCUGGACCACCUAGUUGUCAAGACGAACGUCUACCGCCCCUUCAAGGUCGAACAUGUGGGGAGUGACAGCGUGUGGUGCAACGUCCGGCGCUUCCGCUGCGAAAUGUUCAGCUCCGCGGACGGAAUCGACUUCACCAACGAAAGGAGGGGCCUGCUGUCUCUGGAGGAGCUUGAAACUGGCUUGAGCAUUCUGGCGGACGAGGCUACCUCUCGUAACACGUUGCGGAGUCUGGAGUUUGCCCCUGCGGGCUGUAUUUCAAGGAACCAGCUUUCCCUCGCCCACAGUGCAGUUGCUCAUCGUGCAGCCAAGAUCCAAAGUUUGCUGCUUCGGUUUCCAGCCCUUCAAGUCGUGCUUAUUCCGCAGGAGCUGCUUCUCAAAUGUCUGGAUGCCGUCGGUCCACGCUUGCCCAUGACGUUCGAAGUCAGCGUCAAGCUGUGCGACCUCGUUUGCCACCCCAGGCACGUGAAGGGAGUCAACAGGCUGCUUGGGCUCAAGGCAUUCCUCGACAUGCUGCCGGGGAUCCAAGACUGCCGCCGGAUCAGGGUCGUGCUUGACGUCGACGCGGAGGACUUGUCGCCGCGGAAGCACCGUCGCAUGCAUGGCUACGGCGGCGACUGGAUACGCUGGAUCGAGGACCGACUCUCGGAAAUGGGCGCCCACCUCGUGAGGCGGACGCUCGACGCUGCGCCUUUCGUGGGCCAAAGGCGGUUCUUUCACACGCGCGGCGUGAAGCUCGCCGAGUCCACCGACGUGGUGACACAAUGGCUGCGGCGCUCUUCGCGACAGAGCCAGGCCGUAGACGGCCGUACGGAGAGGUGGGAAUCCGACCUUGGCGAGGACGUAUUGAGCGCGUUCUUCGAUCUCGCUUGACGCUGGCCGAUGCCACCUGGGGAACGCCUUGCAGACGUCCAUGUACCACUACAGCCUCGAAAUUGGCCAGCGUCUUUCUCUUUUACCGCGAAGGAAAGAAAGAAAGAGGAGGUGCUUACUUGGGCAAGAUGAUAUAUCUUACUUUUGCCUCUCUACUGGAGACUAGCCAGUUCACUUGGCACUACUCAUGCACACAGGAGACUUACAACCAGGAUUGCUGGAAGCGAUGAACGAAUGGUCAUGCUGUUUCUAUAUGUUUAUAGCUAAGCAGAGACGGCGUUCCAGCCAAGAAUAUCAAUGUGAAGGAGUCCCCCGUUGAGAAAGAGAUCUAUGGCGUGGUAUGACGCAUGAUCGACAAAAGGAUCAAAACAUGACGUAUUGUGUGACUUGCUCGAGAUGUCGUAUGUGCCUUCUUGUGCUUUCAGAACGCGG